This is a messenger RNA of Paramuricea clavata, 5135 nucleotides long. The record is from the annotation of a GenBank genome assembly. Lineage: Eukaryota; Metazoa; Cnidaria; Anthozoa; Malacalcyonacea; Plexauridae.
AGGAUCCCAGUGAAACUCCACCUCCAACAAGAGCAGAAAAUAGAAUAGAAAAAACUGAACGCAAAGUAAGUACUAAACUGUAGUUUCUCUGAGCACACCUUUUAAGCAGGCUUUGUCUUGAUGAAAACAAACUGUAGUUUCUCUCUGGUCCGAGGUGCCUUCUUUUACGCUCCUACUAAACCAAGAAUGACAUUUUUGCUGUACGUACGUAGAGGGUGAACGGUCUGUGGCAGUACUGCCAAUCUGAAGCUUUCUUUAGAGCUUUUCAUCACAGUAACAUUCCUGUGAGUGUGAAAGUUUCAUAGAUAAGUUAUUUAUUUGUUAAACUUGGCCAACACAAACGUACAUACAAACAUGACAUUUACAACAGCAAAACAUGUACAUCACUGAAUUUGAUUUAAAUUUAUUAAAUGACAUUCCCUAAAAUGGGCUUUUCAAUGACAAUUCACAUAACUUUUAAAAUAAAUGAUGAAUUAUCGACUAUAUUUACAACAAUCUUAUCAUUAAUGAUUAAUUAAUACAAGUUAUUACGUGAACUGAACUUAUACUAUAUAUUAAAGUUUAUGAGUUAAAAAGUUAAAAAGAAGGUCAUCGCGUCUCAAUCAGAAUUGUCUUAAGUUUCGUCUUCAAAUCACCAAUUGAUUUCAGCUCUAGACCAUUCCAUAUCUUAGUCCCUCUGUAUUUCUCACAAGGAAUGUCAGGGACACCACAACAGUAUAAACCAACUAAGAAUAAAUAAAUACUUUAUUUAAAUGAGGUUACAUAGUAACCAAGGUUAAUAUCAUAGGAACCGCGCGCAGUCUGGGUACGACAUGUGCCCUCAGGAUAUCGGAUAUAGAGAGUGCCAAGCAGACUCUCAGGUCAUUAGCUAAUUCAUAGCCAACUGCAAUGGUAAUCUGCUCAGAGAAGAAGCAAUUUUUUUUUCAUGACUACAAUUGAUUUUCAAUUUAAUUUCCAUCGAACUAAGUUCGGUGUGAUAAGGUGCAGACGUUCGGUGGUCAGGUCCUGAAUGGACAGGUCCACGUGAUUCGGACCUGAAUCCAAGUAACUCAAAUCCGGUGAUCAUUAGCUGACCACGUCUGCACCUAACCAUCCACACGGGUAAGUAUGGUGACGACAGAUAUUAAACUGUUAAAAUCCCAUCAGCAAUGCUGCUGGUAUUAACGGGAGAACAGUUAUUACAAUUAUCAACGAUUGUAUACAAUAUAAACAUGCAUCCUAUAUACUACAAAUAUGAGAAUUGUUGUCAAGUUCUAAAAGAUGCGCGUAAACAGUACGUUUAAAUUUUGAGAGUGAUAUCAUUUCUCUAAUGUUUAAUGGUAAAGAGUUCCAGUCUUUUGCACCUGGACCAAGAAAAAGAACACAAAACAUUUGUGGUACUAGUGAUUGACCGAUUGUGCAACGAUCGGAAAUUUCCGAUUACUCAUGCCACAAUCUGCUAGAUACCGAUUUUAUAACGACGUCAUAAUAUCAGUCGACCGAGUAAAGGUGACGUCAUUCAUGUAGAUUUUUGAACGAUAAUUUCCAACGUAACAUGUUACUGCAACCAAAGAUCGUUAAAACCGUUAAUAUAAAUGCCACGCUUCACUCAUUAAUUUAAUAUAUUGCGUUAAAACGCAACGUGUAUCAAUGUGCUAUGCAUGUAAUUUUAAAGUGCGCAUUUUCUCAACAAUCGGAAAUAUAGAUAAUUCUACGGAUUCCGAUUGUCUACCGAUAAGGCAAAUAUCGGCCCAAUGCCGAUACCGAUAAUCGGUCAAUCACUAAUGACAAUGAAUCGAUGUAAAUAUUGAAAAGCUUGUCGACCAUUAUUAGCUAAUGUCCAAGCAACUGCACACUUAGCGCACAUUUGUCAGACACACUCGAAAUUCUUAAAAUUGACACUCGUGAUGUACACAAGGCAAUCUCCACUGCGGGUUAGAGUAAGUAGCGACAUCACUGGCAGAAGUAACUUUGAGUGAUAUUUUUGUCAAAGUUUGUCAUUCUUCUGUAUUGUAACAUACUCAUUCCUGUUUGGUGUUUUACACACUAGAAAAGAGAAAGAAUUGAAAAAAACAAGUUUCAACUGGAACAAACAUUGGAAGAAUGUAAGCAUAUGGGCAUUCAGCUGGGUUUGAAAUUUAAUUGUUAUCAGUAUCCCACUUCUGGAUAAUUCACCUGUAGUAGCCUGUGGAUAUCAGGAUACUGUGAAUUUCAUACCCUUCAAAUAUUGAUUAAUGUUUUGCGUAUGUUGCAGUAUAAUGAUGUAUUUCCUCUUUUCUUGUAGGGGACCCACAUACAGACCCUAAUGCUGUCACUGAUGCUUUUAAAACUUUGUUUAUUGGACGUUUAGUAAGUGCAGAGUAAUUUCUUUAUAGAUGGAAUAUUGAGUACUCGUUUAUGUAGAUGGCAGAUGUACAGUAUGACUUACGGUAGUCAUUAUUGCUAGUAGAUAUCCUCACACAAAACAUUCAAAGAUUGUAAUCUGGUCCGGCUUGAAAAGUAAAAUUUUUGCCCAUUUUAUAGGAUGUUUUGUAUUUUUCAGAACCCUGUAAAAUCACAUCCAAAAUGUAGAAAAUGGCGUUUCAUUACAUUUACACGGCAUGUGCACCCAGACCCGCACCAGGAGUCUCGCGCCAGCAUUUCAUUACCAUAUUAUACCUUUGCUUGGUUACUAUCACUUUUUAACCACCUACUUCUAAAUUUAAUCACACCCCUGUUCUCAUCAAAAGUAGAUGAUUGUGUAAGUUGAAGCUCUUUUCUUCACAGAAUUAUGAUACAUCUGAAAAUAAGUUACGUAGAGAGAUGGAAAUAUAUGGUCCAGUCAAAUCUGUAAGUUUUUUUAAAUUUUCUUGGUGGAUUUUCCUCUGUUUAUGUUUACUACAGAAAUUGCGGGAUUCGUCCUUUCACCCCAAAAAAGUGUUUGUGUCAAAACAUUCUGUAAUGUUACUACAUUCCUAAUGUCUUGAAAUCAACAUUAGCGAGCUUGAGCAAGCGGCGUGCUUGUCAACACGGACGACAUCCGAAAAUUGGUAGAACUACACAAGUAAAAACGCACAACUUGUAACAAACCUGCGGCAGACUUGUAGCAAUGCCGUUCCAACAACUUGUCAUCAGCAUAUGUGUUCGCACUGCUUGUUCCCAGCUUGUUGACAACUUGUCAACGGCUUGUUGACAACUUGCUACAAGCUUGUCAAGGCUUCUUUGAAUGUUUGCAUGGCGAUAAAAUAUAAAUGUUUUUGUUUGUGGAAACACCACGUAAAUUUAUUACUGCAAUUAUUGCAGUAAUAAAUUUACGUGUUGUUACAAGUUGUUCCAACAACUUGUUAUCGUCUUGCAAUUCAACAACUUGUCAACAAGUUGUGAGUGACACGCUUGUAGCAACUUGAUAAAAUAAAAACAUUGUUCGGCUCGUGUUUUGCGCGCUUUUCUUAACUCGAGCAACAUUUCCAAGUGUUUGGAUCAGGCCAUCCAAACACGGAAACCAUAAAGUAAUUGUUUUAUAAAAUAACAACUUUCCCUGUUAAAAUUUCACUUAAAAAAACUUUCACUUUAAAUUUCCGUGUUUGGAUGGCCUGAUCCAAACACGGGUUUUGACCAAUCAGAGCACGCGUUAUAUACAUGUUAUUUUAUAAAACUUGUUAACAGGCUUGCUACAAGCCUGUUGCGAACACAUCUUGUUGACAAGUUGUGUGAUUUUUACAUGUGUAGUUUUGCAUUUUCGCGCUCGUGUAUAAGGAAACAAAAAACUUUAAGAAUCUUAUGUUUUCUCAUAUAUGUGUUGAAGAUUACCACAAACUGACACAAACAGUUUUUUAUCCCUCUCGGCAAUAUGGCAACGUCUUAUUGGCCUGGGGGAAACUGUUCUGAAAUUAUUGUUGUUUGACGUUUAGCCUGAUAACGACAGAAAUAUGUGUGGGAAUGUAGUCGCAUCCUUGAAUAUUUUCACACGAAAACAGGCCACGUUUUCUCGGGUGAGAGGAAGCAUCCACAGUAAAAUUUCUCAAUAUUUUUAGAUCCAAAUGGUUAACAAUACGACAACAGGAAAGCCACGUGGUUUUGCUUUUGUUGAGUUUGAACACGAGCGGGAUAUGCACUGUAAGUAGAGAACAAGAUAAAAUAAUACCCACAGUAUAUGAACACAGGCUGAACCUGUUGUUUAUGACACUGUUGGUUAACUAUAUAGAAAUGUAGAAGAUGUAUUUUAUAAACUUGGUGUGUGUCAGCGUAGUGAUAAUAACACCAGAAAGCUGCGGAAUGAGGGAUUCAACUACCUGGAAAGUACAAGCAAAACUCGACGUUUCCAGUGAAGAUCCUCGUCAGGAAGUUCACUAACUUCACUAAGUUUACAAACUUCACGACGAAGGGCCUUCGCUCAAAAUGUCGAAGUUUUAUAUGCUUGUAUUUUUCAGAUAGUUGAAUCCCUCCGCAGCUUUUUGUAUAUUUGUCACCCUUGCUAGCACACAUUGUCUCAAUCUAAAAUCUUUACUUCAUACAUAAAUUAUUAUACAAUACCUCAGGUAAUGUUCCGUUAAUGUAAAGCGCAUUUUGUAUUUGUCCUUGGCCAUUGGUAAGUCUUGAAGUUGCGGUUUCCGUGUUUGGUAAGUUCGUAUAGUAUUUCGGUUGUCUGGUUUCACCAAUUACAGCAGUUUCCAUGUGAUACGCGACCACCUCGCGCAAAAAGAUUAAUAGCAAUAGUUGUUUUUGACAUUUAGUCGUGGUCACCAAUUCAAUAUGAGAAACGUGAACAACUGAGCCAAGCUGGGCAAAUUCGAUGACGAGAAUUUCAGGGCGGAUUUUCGUUUAUUUAAAAGGAGGGGUAGAAAAAUUUCGGGUGGGGUGCAAGCGGCACCACUCAGUGAGCUUCGGCAGGAUUAGCCGUUUGGGUUAAAGCCUUUCACCCCAAAUAGGAGGGUUGAAGCGAAAUUUUGGUGAAACUUUCCUACUUUUCCUAUUUUUUAUUAAAAAUUGCUUGAUUUUCCUACUUUUUCCUACUUUUUCUCAUAAAAUCCUACUUUUUUAAGACAGCUUGGGGAAUCAGUAUAUUGUAGCUCUCGUAAUUUAGAUCUAUAGGACUCGUAAUUUUUAUUCCCUAUUUGUGUCCCAGAUGAUAAGAUCUCAGGAGGAGAAGAAGUACAUUUUCCGAGUAUAAAAUUUCA